GGCGACCGACCCGGAAGCGGUUUGUCGGGCGGUGACCGGAAGUCACCCCGGCAUCCAAGAUGGCGGCGCGCGUGGCGAGGCUGAGGCGCUGGAGCCAAAUCAGGAGGUGUGGCCUAACCGGCUCCAGGCCCUUCAGCAGCUCCGGUUACCCCGCGGUCCCGCUCUCCUCGCCGCUCCCCAGUCUCCCCAAACCCAUCUUCGCCACCGUCAGCGGCCACAACAAAUACGAGACCCGGAUCACGGUGCUGGAGAACGGGCUGCGAGUGGCCUCGCAGGACAAAUUCGGCCAAUUCUGCACGGUCGGAGUUUUAGCAAAUGCUGGAUCGAGGCACGAGGUGAAGUAUCCGAGUGGAAUCUCCCACUUUCUAGAAAAGCUGGCGUUUUCUUCUACAGCACAGUUUGGCUCCAAGGAUGAAAUCCUCCUUACGCUGGAGAAACAUGGGGGUAUCUGUGACUGCCAGUCUUCCAGGGACACUACCAUGUUUGCAGUUUCUGCGGAGGUGAAGGGUCUAGAGACAAUGGUCGGUCUUCUGGCUGAUGUGGUGCUUCAACCAAGGUUAACAGAUGAGGAACUGGAGAUGACCCGUCUGUCUGUCCGCUUUGAACUGGAGGACCUUGAGAUGAGACCAGAUCCCGAGCCCCUCCUGACUGAGAUGAUUCAUGCGGCUGCUUACCGGGACAAUACGUUGGGACUGCCCAGGUUCUGCCCUGCUGAGAAUGUGGAGAAGAUUGAUCAGAAACUGCUUCACUCAUUCCUGCGGAAUUACUACACUCCGGACAGGUUGGUGCUGGCUGGAGUCGGAGUGGAUCAUGACCAACUGGUGGAACACGCAAAGAAAUACCUCCUGGGAGUUACCCCAGUUUGGGGGUCAGGAAAGCCCACCGAUGUGGACCGGUCUAUCUCCCAGUAUACUGGAGGAAUUGUGAAGGUGGAGAAAGACAUGACUGACGUUAGCCUGGGACCCACUCCCAUUCCGGAGCUCACGCACAUCAUGAUUGGAUUAGAAAGCUGCUCCUUCCUGGAGGACGAUUUCAUCCCCUUCGCCGUGCUUAACAUGAUGAUGGGUGGCGGGGGCUCGUUCUCAGCUGGGGGCCCAGGGAAAGGCAUGUUCACCAGACUCUACCUCAAUGUCUUAAACAGACAUCACUGGAUGUACAAUGCCACCGCCUAUCACCACAGCUAUGAGGACACUGGGCUCCUGUGUAUACACGCUAGUGCCGAUCCUAGACAGGUCAGGGAGAUGGUGGAAAUUAUCACUCGAGAAUUCAUUUUGAUGACUGGGUCGGUGGGAGAGAUGGAGCUGGAACGAGCCAAGACCCAGCUGAAGUCGAUGUUGAUGAUGAACCUGGAGUCUCGGCCAGUUAUAUUUGAGGAUGUGGGACGACAAGUGCUGGCAACUGGAGUCCGCAAACUCCCACAGGAGCUCUGCACACUGAUAGGAGGGGUAACCGCAGAUGAUAUCAAAAGAGUCACAGCCAAAAUGUUACGCAGCAAGCCGGCUGUGGCAGCCCUGGGAGACCUCAGUGAUUUGCCAACGUACGAACACAUCCAGCAAGCGCUGACCAGCAAGGAUGGCCGCCUGCCCCGGAUUUACAGGCUGUUCCGGUGAGCUGUACUCGCUCUCCUUUCCUGAAUGAAGGACAGAAACGCUACACAUACAGUCCUGGUGUUUUGAACCGUUUGUCUGUGAGCUGCUUGUGUUGAAUGGAGGGGUAAUCAUGUGUAAAUAGACCGGGGAGAUGAGGGAUGGGGUGUGGGAAGGAAGCGGUCUGAUUUACUUUACUUUUAUAUACACGUGGAGAGAUGAAACCGCUUUGAAAUGAAUGGAUGUGUUUACUUUGUGAUGCUGCUACAAUUCACCUGCUCCUGGACUGUAAUCGUUCUGUGUCAAUGCACAAGACUGUUAUGUCCAGUUAUAUAAAUUUUAGUUGUACUCAU
Molecule: messenger RNA, 1939 nt
Organism: Carcharodon carcharias (great white shark)
Lineage: Eukaryota; Metazoa; Chordata; Chondrichthyes; Lamniformes; Lamnidae
Gene: pmpca
Product: peptidase, mitochondrial processing subunit alpha
Exons: 14
Coding region: 60-1610 (516 amino acids)
Cellular component (GO): mitochondrion
Molecular function (GO): metalloendopeptidase activity; metal ion binding
Source: RefSeq, a predicted model, not a curated record